AAAUGGACGUAGUAUACAUGAUGCUGAAAUGGCAUCGGCUAAAAAUGCAUUAGAAUCACAUGCGUCAAUGUUUCCACUAUUACAUUAUCAAAAAACGGUAUUAGAAAAAAAGUUUGUAUCGUCAUCGUCAUCGCCGUCAUCUCGUUCACUCUAUAAAUGCAUUAUUUAUGUACAGCGUGAUACCAUUCUAAAACCACAAUGA
Messenger RNA from Didymodactylos carnosus, 202 nucleotides. The record is from the annotation of a GenBank genome assembly. Lineage: Eukaryota; Metazoa; Rotifera; Eurotatoria; Philodinida; Philodinidae.